AUGUCACAGGCUUUUUCAGAGGUGCUACGGCUGCCAACGCGGCAGCUCACGAAGCUGCUGUUCCCGCUACAGGAGCUCGAGCGACACAUGGCACCAGAUAUGAGGCCCAGCCUUCACCUGCGGACCUUCAACCCGAGCCUGGAGGACAUAGAGAGGGCGGACGACCUUUUCAAGGCCACCUCUCGGCAUCGCAUCGAGUACCUGAGCUCCGCGGUCCGCCUCAACCACGCCCCGGACCUCCUUCUCCCAGAGGGGCACACAAAGAAAAUGAAUUUUUUUAAAGUUGGAAAAUAUUUUACAGUGGUGGACAUGCCAGGUUAUGGCUAUAGAGCACCUGAAGAUUUUGUUGACAUGGUAGAGACCUAUCUAAAAGAACGAAGAAACUUGAUGAGAACAUUUUUGUUAGUGGAUAGUGUUGUUGGAAUUCAAAAAGCAGACAGUAUCGCCAUAGAAAUGUGUGAAGAAUUUGCAUUACCUUAUGUGAUGGUAUUAACAAAAAUUGACAAGUCUUCCAAGGGGCAUUUCUUAAAACAAGUGCUUCAGAUCCAGAAAUUUGUUGACACUCAAACUCAAGGAUGUUUUCCUCAAUUGUUUCCUGUAAGUGCUGUAACCUAUUCUGGAAUCCAUCUUUUGAGAUGCUUUUUAGCAACUAUAACAGGAAAUCUUAAGCAAGUAUGA
Orycteropus afer afer is the source of this 678-nucleotide messenger RNA. RefSeq names its product GTP binding protein 8 (putative) (gene GTPBP8). Gene Ontology annotation, cellular component: mitochondrion. Bases 1 to 678 code for a protein of 225 amino acids. Lineage: Eukaryota; Metazoa; Chordata; Mammalia; Tubulidentata; Orycteropodidae. The transcript has 5 exons. The record is from RefSeq and is a predicted model, not a curated record. Gene Ontology annotation, molecular function: GTP binding; GTPase activity.